AAAUAUUAAAUAAAAAUACUUAAUACCAAAAUAUGUAGAAAAUAAAAUGACGUUUCCAAAUUCAACGUACGAAACAUCAACUUUGUAUAUCGAUAAACAAUUUUGGGAUUAUUUCGAUGGAUCUUCCUCGUUAAACGUGACGUUUGAGGAUAUUAUCCCUCGUGAUCAGGGGAUAGUGAUAACUACGUAUGCAGCACUGAUGGCUAUGGGUGGUUUGGGGAACCUGGCUAUCCUAGUUACUUUGGCUAGGUCAAGACGUAGGAAGUCUAGGGUCGAUUUGUUAAUGACUCAUCUGGCUGUCGCUGAUGUAUGUGUCACAUGUGGUGUUAUCCCUUUAGAGAUUGGCUGGAAGUACACGAAUGCAUGGCUAGCUGGCAAUCUGAUGUGUAAAAUUUUACUUGUAAUGCGAGCUUUUGGCCUGUACCUGUCAUCCAAUGUUCUCGUCUGCAUAUCACUUGAUAGAUUCUUCGCGGUAGUGUAUCCUUUACGUUUAUCUGUUGCGCGAAGAAGAAGUAAACAAAUGUUAUACUGCGCAUGGGCAAUCGCUUUAGCCUGCAGUCUGCCGCAGAGCCUCGUAUUCCGAGUGAAGAGACAUCCUUACGUAGCGGCAUUCGAGCAGUGUGUAUCGUUUGGUGCAUUCGCAAGUUACCAUCUAGAGGUGGCCUAUAAUGUGUUCUGUGUCUGCGCAAUGUACUUCGUGCCAUUGCUCGUUAUCACCGUCUGCUAUGUACGCAUCUUCUAUGAGAUACAGGCCAGCAGCAAGGAGAUUUCAGAGAAACAUGAACAUUCAAAUGGAAUCGGUCAUGUGCGGCUACGACGAUCAGACCGGCGGGUGUUGGAGCGCGCAAGACAGAGAACUCUGCGCAUGACAGUUAUCAUUGUCUUUGUUUUCGCACUUUGUUGGCUCCCUUACGCUACAAUGGCUAUGUGGUACAUGGUGGACCGUGAGACAGCCUCGCAAGUUCCACCUAAAGUUCAAGACCUUCUGUUUGCGAUGGCCGUCUCCAACUCUUGUAUGAAUCCCUUAGUCUACGGAACCUACACCUUGAAAGUCAACGGAUCCCUGCAACGGCUUCUAAAGAAUAUCUGCUGCACGUCUGGAAGCGGAUCUGAUACGAUAGGUACUUCAAGCUCGUCAAAAAACAAAAAGCAAGAUACGCAACCUCUUAAUGCGAUAAAGAAUUGUGCAACGAAACCAAAGUUGGGUGUGAGAUUUGCUGAUACCUCUCUGACAGCUGUCGGAGAACGCGUCGAAACAUCGCCGCGUUGUCGUGGUCCUGCCUGACACCCACCACCACGCCUCUACUGCGCCAGACAUGAGCGAUGCCGGGUCCUACACGAAAUAAAGACUCGGACAACUGCAGUGUAAAUUUAAUGAUUCAAAGAAAAUAUAAUAACGGUUGAUAUA
This is a messenger RNA of Pieris rapae (cabbage white), 1408 nucleotides long. It is a transcript of the gene NGR-A29, whose product is annotated as adipokinetic hormone/corazonin-related peptide receptor variant I. The record is from RefSeq and is a predicted model, not a curated record. Lineage: Eukaryota; Metazoa; Arthropoda; Insecta; Lepidoptera; Pieridae. Gene Ontology annotation, cellular component: membrane. The coding region runs from base 47 to 1285 and encodes 412 amino acids. The transcript has 8 exons. Gene Ontology annotation, biological process: G protein-coupled receptor signaling pathway. Gene Ontology annotation, molecular function: vasopressin receptor activity; peptide binding.